AUAGUCUUAGUUAAGCACUCUCUUUAAUCAGGGAUUAUGGACGAAGAUUGUACAAGGAAUUCACUGAACCAAGGAGUCCAAAAUCUCUUGGCUCCCCCGGGCUUUGUUUCUCGAAGAUCCUUCAGGCUGAGGAGGGUGGAACAGAAUGAGAAUGAUGAUUCGAGUCAAAUAAAGCAAACUGAAAUCAGUACUUUGUCUCAGACGAUUGACAUUGAAAUGAUGGAGGCGGCUUGUAGACAGAGACCCUGGAUAUUAUUUGAUCAAAAGAAUGAGGAUUGUUUGGAGUUUGAAUCUAUGGAGAAUGAUAUGAACCUCCCUCCACAAUCUGACCUUCCAAAAGGGGUAGCACUUGGAUGUCCAGAAUGCAGUAACUGUGUGAAGGUCACGGCAAGGUGGCAUCCUGAAGAUGCAAGAACGGAUAGUCUUGAAGAGGCCCCUGUUUUCUAUCCAACAGAGGAGGUGUUGAGCUAUACACUUCAAUAUAUAGAAAGAAUACGGCCAAGGGCAGAGUCAUGUGGAAUCUGUCGUAUAGUUCCUCCUCCAUCAUGGCUCCCUCCAUGUCUUUUGAAGGAAAAGGCAAUUUGGGAAAACUCUCCUUUCUUAACCCACUACCAGCGGAUUGAUGGGUUUCAGAAGAAUUUUGCAUGUGGUCGGUUUCCUAAACAUAGUGAUAACCACAAGAAUAAGAGGAGAAGGAUCGAGUAUGAGUGUGGCAAUAGAUGUUUUAUGGAUCCUGAUGAAAGUUGUGGUAUUGAUAAGAAAGGCCCAAGCUCAAAACUUGGUCGAGAGUUUACUCUAAAAGCUUUUAAAAGUUAUGCAGAUGACUUUAAAUCCCAGUAUUUCAGCAGUGGAAAUAAGGUCACAGAUACAGAAACAAAUUCAUCCACGGUUCAAGAGCAGUGGGAACCAUUAGUGGAUCAAGUAGAGAGUGAAUAUAGACGCAUUGUUGAGAAUCCAACUGAACAAAUUGAGGUACCUGGGAUAAUAAAUUUUUAUUUCGACUUUCUUCAGUCAGACAAACUUCAGUGUGCUGAUCCUUCUGUAUGA
Momordica charantia (bitter melon) is the source of this 1047-nucleotide messenger RNA. The record is from RefSeq and is a predicted model, not a curated record. NCBI's taxonomy places the organism in Eukaryota, Viridiplantae, Streptophyta, Magnoliopsida, Cucurbitales, Cucurbitaceae.